Messenger RNA from Condylura cristata (star-nosed mole), 1375 nucleotides. It is a transcript of the gene SPSB2, whose product is annotated as splA/ryanodine receptor domain and SOCS box containing 2. Gene Ontology annotation, biological process: protein ubiquitination; intracellular signal transduction; proteasome-mediated ubiquitin-dependent protein catabolic process. The transcript has 3 exons. Gene Ontology annotation, cellular component: SCF ubiquitin ligase complex. NCBI's taxonomy places the organism in Eukaryota, Metazoa, Chordata, Mammalia, Eulipotyphla, Talpidae. The record is from RefSeq and is a predicted model, not a curated record. Gene Ontology annotation, molecular function: protein binding. Bases 260 to 1108 code for a protein of 282 amino acids.
ACCUGCGCGCCAGGGCGCUGGGCUGGGCACCUGCAAAGGCCCGGCGACCUCCCGGCCCGGGAAGCCCAGCGAGGUUCGGGGCGGUGACGGGGGCACGGGGCGGGCCAGAAGGAACGGCCUUGGGACUGGCCCAAAGGGGGACCUCGGGAGACCCGUGACUGAUGGGGUCCGUCCUGAACGUCCUGAACGGGAGCUCAACUUUCAGGAGACACACCAGCGAGAUUCUCGGGAGUGCUCCAGCUCCUCGGCUUCAGGCUUCAUGGGCCAGACGGCCCUGGCAGGGGGCAGCAGCACCCACACCCCACAGGCCCUGUACCCCGACCUCUCUUGUCCCGAAGGCUUGGAGGAGCUGUUGUCUGCUCCCCCUCCUGACCUGGGGGUGCAACGGCGGCACGGCUGGAACCCCAAGGACUGCUCAGAGAACAUCGAGGUCAAGGAAGGGGGGUUGUGCUUUGAGCGGCGGCCCGUGGCCCAGAGCACUGAUGGGGCCCGGGGUAAGAGGGGCUACUCGAGGGGCCUGCACGCCUGGGAGAUCAGCUGGCCGCCGGAGCAAAGGGGCACCCACGCCGUGGUAGGCGUAGCCACGGCCCAGGCCCCACUGCAGGCUGACCACUAUGCGGCGCUGCUGGGCAGCAACAGCGAGUCUUGGGGCUGGGACAUUGGGCGGGGGAAACUGUACCAUCAGAGCAAGGGGCCAGGGGCCCCUCAAUAUCCAAUCAGACCUCAGGGUGAGCAUUUUGAGGUGCCAGAGAGGUUGAUGGUGGUUCUGGACAUGGAAGAGGGGACGCUGGGCUACGCUAUUGGGGGCACCUACCUGGGGCCAGCCUUCCGCGGACUGAAGGGUAGGACCCUCUAUCCGGCAGUAAGCGCUGUCUGGGGCCAGUGCCAGGUCCGCAUCAGCUACCUGGGCGAAAGGAGAGUUGCAGGCUCCAGCAGAGGCUCCUCUGGAGAGCAGUUAGAGCAGAGGAGGGCCGGCCUUCCUUGCACCUCACUGCCUCUGCUCCAAGGCCCACCGCUUCCACUGUCAGGGCCACCCUGGCCUAUUGCUCAGGGCCAUAGCUGGAACCUCACCCUCCACCUCAGGGAUGCAAUGGAAUGGGAUGUGUGACAUCUGUGAUCCCUUCCCCCAAGAGCAGAUGUACCACUUGAAGUUACCUUCGAUGUCCCUCAGUCAAGGUGGGAGCAGAUUGGAAGCAGGAAAGCAGCAGGGCACCUGGGUAGGACUUGGUAAUUUGAGGGUGUCUUGGAUGGUGGCUACAUCCCUACUUACUUUCCCUCCUUCUCUCUCCCAGCCGAGCCACACUCCCUUCUGCAUCUGAGCCGCUUGUGUGUGCGCUGCGCCCUGGGGGACACCCGGCUUGGCCAGGUCUCCGCU